Chelmon rostratus (copperband butterflyfish) is the source of this 2243-nucleotide messenger RNA. It is a transcript of the gene anxa13l, whose product is annotated as annexin A13, like. NCBI's taxonomy places the organism in Eukaryota, Metazoa, Chordata, Actinopteri, Chaetodontiformes, Chaetodontidae. Gene Ontology annotation, molecular function: calcium-dependent phospholipid binding; calcium ion binding. The record is from RefSeq and is a predicted model, not a curated record. The transcript has 11 exons. Bases 117 to 1067 code for a protein of 316 amino acids. Gene Ontology annotation, cellular component: cytoplasm.
CCGACUUGACACGCAUCACACAUCAGCUACACAGCAGCGCAUCACCCGAACCCUCCACACACACACUCACACCUGUGGUUUUUAACGUCUACCUGCAGAGAGCGGUCUGGAACAUCAUGGGCAACGUGCAGCCCACCAUAGUCCCAUAUGAGGACUUCGAUGUCACAGCUGAUAUUAAGGCGAUCAGAAAAGCGUGCAAAGGCUUGGGCACAGACGAAGAGGCCAUUAUUCAGAUCCUGGCCAAUCGUUCUGCAGCUCAGCGUGUGGAGAUCAAACAGGCCUACUUCGAAAAGUACGAUGAUGAGUUGGAGGAGGUGCUGAAGAAGGAGCUGACAGGCAGUUUUGAGAACGCCGUUAUGGCCAUGUUGGAGCCUCAGCGGGUUUACUUCGCCAAGGAGCUGAGGAAGGCCAUGAAGGGGGCGGGAACGGACGAAGCCGUGCUGGUGGAGAUCCUGUGCACGGCCACCAAUGAGGACAUCUUGAGCUUCAAGGAGGCUUAUGCCCAGGUGCAUGAGCGUGACUUAGAGGCAGACAUCGAGGAUGACACCAGUGGAGAUGUGAGGAACCUGCUGGUGUCGCUGCUGCAGGCGAGCAGGGACGAGGGCUACGAGGUGGACGGGGAUUUAGCCGAACAGGAUGCCGCAUCUUUGUUUGAGGCAGGGGAAGGCAGGUUUGGCACAGAUGAGUCGACCUUCACUUACAUCCUGACACACAGGAACUACCUGCAGCUUCAGGCCACCUUUAAGGCCUAUGAGUCGCUUUCAGGGACGGACAUUUUGGACACCAUUGACUCCGAGGCAACAGGGACUCUCAAGGACUGCUACAUCACUCUGGUCAGGUGUGCUAAGAACCCGCAGCUGUAUUUUGCACGACGCCUUAAUGCCGCCAUGAAGGGGGUGGGCACCGAUGAAGACACUCUCAUUCGCAUCAUUGUAGGCCGCUCUGAGAUCGACCUGGACACAGUGAAGGACAUGUACCUGGAGAAAUACGACGUUACCCUGAGGGAUGCUCUGGACUCAGAGUGCGGCGGAGACUUCAAACGCCUCCUCAUUGAGAUCCUGCACUGAAACAUCACGCCACCUUCCUGCAGGCCUUAUUUAACCAACCCUUCCUCCUCCUCUUCUUUAUACUCCUCUUUACCAGUUUCACUCAUUCACUUCGUGGACGUCUUUCUAUCUGUCAUCCAUCUCACAUCUUUUUGUGACAGUCAGUUCUCUUUGCAGCAUGGACCAAAAAUUCAGCUUAUUAUUAUAUGAUACAGUGUUUUACACAUGGUUAACUUACAUUCGCAGUCUUUAAAUACACAAUUAACAAGAUUAUUACACUCAGUGGACAUUUUCUUACUGUUUUAGCCCAGUACACAUUGAAUAUUUGUUAUGGCAGCAUUGUGGAGCUUCUAUGACACCUGUGCAGCUGAGCAUCAUGUUAAUGCAUUCAUCCAAACCUUCACAAUCAGCGGCUUUACAGUCUCUUUGUAUUUCACCAUUUCCAGCAUAUCCCAAAGCGAGUGGCUGCAGCUGCUCAACUUAAACUAUGUAGCCUCUUGUAUUUGUCACUGUAUUCAUUUCAUUUCAUCGUCAUCCAUUAAUCCACCACUAUUUGCCUCAAAGAUGCCUUUCAUAAGAUGGCAGAGAUGUAAUUUCCUUUUCGCCGCAGCACUCAACACUUAAGUGCCGAAUUAUGACGUUUGAUCUCUGAUAUCUGAGUACACCAUCGAGCGUGACUGGAUUAUUACCCUGAUGUCAAAAGCCUGAACUCUUUGAGUACACGUUACUGGGUUUUUGUAGCCACGUCCCUCUAUGUGGGAUUUUUAACUCAGACAGUUUGUAGCCUUAUUUCUAAUCACAGCUCACAUUUACACACUUUAUUAGACAGUUGCUCUUUUCCAGUUGUCAUUAAAUUUACUUAUACUAAAUAAAGACACAGUCCUACAUGAUGAAUGUGCAUCACUGUGCAUUUAAGAUCAUUAAAUUAUGAUACUAAUGUUGAAAAAGAGACAAAGACAUUUUGCUCUGUAACCCCUGAACAAGAAUCACUGAUAAUGGUCUCACUCGCUGCAUCCAUGUAUGCAAUUGUAUCUUGUAUGUAAUUGUAUUUCAAACCAAGAUUACAGUAAUAUAAAUUACUAUAAUAUAUCGUUGUAUAGCAGAGUAAUAAACUAAGUUAUAGGAAAGAAGUAAUUGUUAACAUCUUGUAGUGGCAUAAAACAAUGUGGUAUCUGUAUGCAGUGAUAAUAAAUUUUA